AUGGGGCAGAAGGACGACGAUCGGGAGGACGAUUUGGAAAGCGGCUCCAAGUCGCCGCUGCUGCAGCAGCGGGGCGCCCCUGCGCAGCCGUUCAACCCACACGCACCCGCGCCCGCCGGCCCGUUCAAGCGCCCGGGCGCGGCCUCACGGAUUGGCAGGCUCCUGGGGGUGCGCAACGGCACGGCGCGCGUGGUGCUGGCGGCGGCGGUGGCGUCCGCCUGGAUGUUCUUCAGCAGCCUGCUCAUCCUUUUGAAUAAACACAUCCUGAAGGACCUGAAAUUUCCGUGA
Molecule: messenger RNA, 288 nt
Organism: Monoraphidium neglectum
Lineage: Eukaryota; Viridiplantae; Chlorophyta; Chlorophyceae; Sphaeropleales; Selenastraceae
Exons: 1
Coding region: 1-288 (95 amino acids)
Source: RefSeq, a predicted model, not a curated record